UAUUGAAAUUAUUAAUAUGCCGGAAGACCUUAACCUCCAUUUGAACUCUGUUUUGCCGCUUACGCGACCUCGCCGAAAAAUGUAUUUACGCUAAAAUACGUUUACAUUAUCGCGCAAUUUAACAAGAAGCUCAUUCUUUAUCUCUGGUGUCGCUUAUCAACAUCAGUGAUCAAUCAUUCUGCGCGAAUUACACGCUGCAAAGUUGAUUUCCUAGGGAGAUUUAACCUGUAAACACGCGUGGUCUCUUUGAGGUUAUAUUUGUUUACGUGAAUAUUUCACGGAUUGAGUAGAAUAUUCCGCUCCAAAGUGGAUUAAACGGAAUCUCAAGGUUUCCGUAGAUGACAAUCACAAUAAGCACUGCAGAAAGGAACAUUGUAAGCAAUAUGCCUACGUGGAAUCAGAUUCAGGCUCAGCUGCGAAAUCCCAACAAUCCGGUUGUCUUUUUCGACGUGUCCGUAGGCACCACAGAAAUAGGUCGUAUGAUCUUCGAGUUAUUCGAGGAUGUGUGCCCGAAGACGUCAGAGAAUUUUCGACAAUUCUGCACCGGUGAAUACAGGAAGGAUGGGGUUCCGCUGGGUUUCAAAGGUGCCAUCUUCCACAGAGUGAUCAAGGAUUUCAUGAUACAAGGCGGCGACUUCGUCAACGGCGAUGGUACCGGGGUGUUGAGUAUCUAUAGCGGUGGAACGUUCCCAGAUGAGAACUUCACCCUGAAGCAUGACUCUCCUGGUCUAUUGUCUAUGGCUAAUAGCGGCAAGGAUACCAAUGGCUGUCAGUUUUUUAUUACAUGCGCCAAGUGUAAUUUUUUGGAUGGCAAGCACGUAGUCUUUGGCAGAGUGAUCGAUGGUCUGCUUGUUAUGAGAAAAGUGGAGAAUGUUCCUACUGGACCGAAUAAUAAGCCAAAAAUUCCAGUUACGAUAUCUCAAUGUGGACAGAUGUAGUAGUAAAUGUGUUAUUUAUUUAUAUCUGUAUAAACUCACAUUAUUGAUGUAAUUGUAUGUGUCUGUCCACUAAAAAAAAUUAUAAAAAUAAAAUUUUUAUUUUAUAUAAAACUGCU
Molecule: messenger RNA, 1054 nt
Organism: Camponotus floridanus (Florida carpenter ant)
Lineage: Eukaryota; Metazoa; Arthropoda; Insecta; Hymenoptera; Formicidae
Product: peptidyl-prolyl cis-trans isomerase H
Exons: 1
Coding region: 339-938 (199 amino acids)
Biological process (GO): protein folding; protein peptidyl-prolyl isomerization
Cellular component (GO): intracellular membrane-bounded organelle
Molecular function (GO): peptidyl-prolyl cis-trans isomerase activity
Source: RefSeq, a predicted model, not a curated record